GGACAUUCUAUUGUCUCCUAGAGAGUUCUGGCAUCCUCUGUGAUGUCACCAGUGUUGUAGUGACAACCAGUGCCCUAGUUUCUCUCAUACUGAGUCUGGCAGUUACAAGCUAAGACAUGUUUUCCCGUCUUCGCAAGCGUUUUGGGAGGGGGAACGUCGAUUGUGGAGAGACUAGAGUGAAGGAGUCUGGCCUUUCGUCUCAAAGUAAUGAUGGACAAAGACAGCACUUCUGGGGAAUGUGGAACGCUGGGAGAGAAACAUCAUCCCCUGGCACUGACCUAAGCAAGAAUCAGGCCAUGAAGGAAAAGGAGAGGCUGAUUAAAGAGCUGCAGCUCAUUACCGAGGAGAGAAAUGACCUGAGAGAUCGCCUGAGGUUUCUGACAGAGAGAUCCAUGAAGAACAGGCCAAACUUCAGGCCAAAUCCAUAUUAUGAAGACCUGGAGAGAAUGGAGGAGGCGGUCAUGUCAAUUCUGCACAACUUAGAGAUGGAGAACACUGAGGUCCAUGAGAACAACCAUAAGCUGAAGAAGGAGAUUACCUUCUCUAGAAACCUGCUCAGCCAGCUCCUGAUGGAGAACACAUGUAGGAAGAAGUUGGUCCCACUGAAGCAGGAGAACAAGGAGGGACAUCUUGAGUGUGCACUGAACCAGAAAUAUUUGGUUGACUUCAACAAGAAAGAUAAAGACCAUCAACGGCCAGAACCAGCAUUAUCAGGUCUCAGAAAGUGCAAGAGAGCUGGAAUUGGACACACCCCAGUAAGAGAGCUUCCUGAAGAAUAAGUUGCUUUCUCAGGAGUCCCUGAUGACCAACAUCCUGAAUGAAAACAGCACUUGAGAGACAACUUGGGGGACCGCCUUUCAUUAUGUGUGCUAGAGGAGAAACAGCAAUACGUCUGUGCUUCUAAAUGUUCGUUAAGAAUAUGCUUUUAGAAAUAUUUUUGUUAUGAUUUUAAUUGAAGUUUUCUUUUUGUUGUUUCAUAUUUAUAUGUUCUUGUUACUAUUUUUACUUUAAAAUAUUUUUAAAUAUUUUUAUUCAUUUUAAUCCUGUUUUGUUGUAAAAAUGUAUUUGUUAUGAAUAAAAAUUGAAUUCUA
This is a messenger RNA of Rattus norvegicus (Norway rat), 1091 nucleotides long. RefSeq lists its product as uncharacterized. NCBI's taxonomy places the organism in Eukaryota, Metazoa, Chordata, Mammalia, Rodentia, Muridae. The record is from RefSeq and is a predicted model, not a curated record.